Molecule: messenger RNA, 6399 nt
Organism: Dromaius novaehollandiae (emu)
Lineage: Eukaryota; Metazoa; Chordata; Aves; Casuariiformes; Dromaiidae
Gene: ZNF518A
Product: zinc finger protein 518A
Exons: 3
Coding region: 827-5476 (1549 amino acids)
Biological process (GO): regulation of transcription by RNA polymerase II
Cellular component (GO): nucleus
Molecular function (GO): DNA-binding transcription factor activity, RNA polymerase II-specific; RNA polymerase II transcription regulatory region sequence-specific DNA binding
Source: RefSeq, a predicted model, not a curated record
AGGGGCGCCGCUGCCCCGCGGGACUGAGCGGCGCCUCCCGCCGGGCCGGGGGCAGCUCGGGGAGGGGGGUGGUCCCUCAAGGCGUCCCUAGCUCCCCCCCCCAUUUUGGGGAGCGUCCCCAAAAACCCGUCCCCGCGGCGCUUCGCGGCCUCGAGCAGCGCUGCCCGGCGCGGCGGGGCCGGAUCCGGGGGGCUUCGGCGCCCGCAGGUGCGGCCGGGCGGCGCUCGCGUUUGCGCCAGCGGCAAGUGCGGAGCGUCCCGGUGUCGGCCCUCGGCGGCCGCGUUGGGGGAACAAGCGCGGUGCCGUGUCGGGAGAUCGUAUCUGAACCUGAGAAAAACGCAGCGCUGUGAGUUUCUGAAGAGCCAGUCCUGUAACUUCCUGCAUGUGCCCGUGUUUUCGUGUUGACGGAGGCACUGCUUAAACUCUGCAGGCACAUACAGGGUUGGAGCAGGGAUGAAAAACAGUGUUUAUGCCGUGAAGUUUAAGUGAGCGCAAGAAGGUUUUGCAGAAAUCUGUAAAGUACUACCUGCCUGGAAGCGUAUUUUGAACUUUCAUGUUUUGUUCUAAACGCAGAAACUAAAAAAAGACCUUUUUUCAGUAUUCCUCCUGACUGUGGCCUUUUCUGAGUUUUACGUAUUUACCUCUUCCAUGUGAGUGGAAAAAUGUUAAAAAGGCUCUUGAAGAAUUGAAGUCUAGUCUAUUCUUAAUGAGAGAAUAAAAUGGGGAAGUUCUAGAACCUUGAGGAUAAUUCAGCACAAUAGUUUGCUGCAGGAACUAAGACUCAUCUCAAGAAUUCAGUAAAAAAAGAGAAGGAAUACUUAAAAUCAUGCCAUCUGAAAAGGAACAGAUUUUUUGUGAUAAAAAGCAAAUUAAUUUGUUAAACCACAAUGCUGCAAAGAAACUUUCUAUGGAUACUACUUUGGAAAAAGCACUGGUGAAUGAUACUUUUAGUAUGAUGCCUCAACCAGCAAUUGUAGAUGUCAGUCUCUCUUAUGAACUGAAAAAUGUGAAAAUUGAUUUACCCAAAGUGAACAUUCCAAAUGAAGUAUUAAUGAAACAUGAAGUUGACAGAUUUAGAAAACUAUUUCAGUGUAAACAGCAAACUGCAAGGAAGUCUUUACAUCUAGAGAAAAUAAAUGGAAGCAAUCCCAGUUGUUCAGAGGGAAGCCACUUGCAAAAUAAACCAGAAGUGCAAUUUGAGGAAGGGUUAAAAACUACAGCAAAGAUACUUAAUUUCACUUGUACAAAGUGCAAGGAUAAUAUUCGAUACAGCCCAAAUGAUCUACAGAAACAUUUUCAGCUGUUACACUAUGGCGAGUUGCCUUUGUAUCCUUGUGAAAUGUGUAACUUCUCAGCUAAUGAUUUUCAGUCGUUUAAGCAGCAUAGACGCACCCAUCGCAGCACUUUAGUGAAAUGUGAGCUCUGUAAUGAUGAGCAUAUGUACACUUUGUUGGAUUUGACAAAACACUUCACAGCAAAGCAUUGUGUAAAUGGUCACUUUCAAUGUGAAAAAUGUGGGUUUUCUACCCAGGAUGUGGGCACAUUUGUUCAGCACAUUCACAGGCAUAAUGAGAUUCCAUAUAAAUGUGGAAAAUGCCAUCACAUAAGCUUUACAAAAGAGGAGUUCCAGAAGCAUCUUCUUGUCCAUACUGGUACGUUUCCUUUUGGUUGUCAGUACUGCAGUUACAGCACACCACGGAAAGAUUACCUUUUAAAACACAUAAUAGCUUUGCAUAGAGACCACCUGUAUGCAAAAGAAAAACUGGAAAAGGAUAAAUGCGAGAAAAGGAUAGUAAAGACUUCAGCAGGAUUAAAGCUCGUGUUAAGAAGGUAUAAAACAGGAGCAUCAAAGAAAGCACUCUGGAGACGGAAAAAAAUAAGCAAUGGAAGUGACAAUACUGAAGAAAAAAGUUCACAAAUAUUAAGAAGUAUGCAUAAAAUCCACCUGAAACCUGAGGAGCUGAACGAAUUUGUAAGAGAUGUGGAAGCAAAUGAAGAAAAAGAUGAAAUUAUAUAUACUGAAAAGCAUAAUUUCACAGGUGGAAUGCUCUCUGCUACUACUGCACAAUACAAUAAAGCAGAUGAUGGAACAAAUUAUGGCCUGGGAUUAUUAAAGAAUGCUGUUCAUGGGCCCACAGUACUGAUGGUCAAAAACAAUAAAAUAUCUGUUCCAGCAAAUUACAGUGCUAAAUUUAUGGGAUUUAAAAUGGUAGAUGGAAAGCAACAUAUUGUUAUAAAAUUAUUACCCACGAGUAAGCAGAACUCACAUUUGUUGGGUCAGAAAGCUGAUCCAAUUAAAGAUGGCUCUACAUCUUUGCUACAGACUGCUGAUCCCUGUAGCUUGUCUUCGGGUGCUAUAUCACGUGUGACUGAUCAGACAACCUUGAAGAACAAUUCUGUUCAUCCAUUAACCUCUACUCCAUUUCCUUUUUGUGCUCCUCAUUCUGGAAAAACAAAAGUGGAAAAACAAAGUAACUCCUUAUUGUAUGGUAGAAGUGUUUCUCAAACUGUAGCACCUUCUAAUGUAGCUGUGGGAAAAAGUUCAAAUCAUUUGCAAAUGAAGUUGGGCUCAACUGUGCCUCCGUGUGAUGAGGUGACAAAAGUUGGAACUCGAAGUAAUAUCUCAUGGGGAAACUAUAGUCCUCCAAGUCAUCCUCAGGUAUUACCACCUGCUAUUACAAAUGCGCUUCAUUAUGACCCUAUGAAAAUGCCCUUCUUCCCCGAAUUGAAAAUACAAAAUGGUGGCCUAAACAAUAGUAAUGGAACUAAUAAUCUGUAUUAUUCGCCUUCAGUUGAUUCCUCUAAUGAAGGGUUGCUUUCUUUUCAUAAUUAUUCUAAAAUGGACACUUCAGAUAGCCAGUGUAGCAUUUGGAUGUCAACAGAUGACAAAACUAAAGAAUUUAUAUCCAGCAAAACACUUCCUUUUCAAAACAGUAGGAGAGGUGAAUCUGCAUCUUCAUUUUCAGAGUCAGUGAAAGGCUUAAAACCAGAGAAAUUUGUAUCACCUCAGUCAAAUGUUAAUAAAACUUAUGGACACAUAAACACUAAGAAUAAUUGUAUAUCUUCUAAAAGCCAAUCAAAAUGUGUUAUUGACAGAGAGUGUUUUAUGGAAGACCAGCAUAGUAACGGCCAGCAGUAUUUGGACACUAACGUAAAUCACGGCUUUGAGAAUGUAGCAGAGAAAUUUCAGGAAAAUGCCUCUGAUUGUGUUAACUCAGCCUUAAUGCCUAAAAUCACAUCAGUUUUCUCAUUACAGAGUGAACAGGCAGCUAAUUAUUUAUCGCCUGAAAUAAACCAGUUAUUGCAAGAUGUGUUGAAAGUGAAAGCAAAUACUCAGCAAGAAUCCCAUAGCAAGUCAAAUAACUGUGUAAAACUUCAUUCUGACAAGUUGCUUUCCAGUAAUGAGACAGGAAAUAAAGCCUUUAUGCAUUUAAAGAGCUCAGCAACUGCGUGCGGGUUUCAGAGGCCUCCUGCUAAUGUAGGCUUUCAUUUAUAUAAGAGAGAGUUGAACUCCAGAUGUAGCACAAAUGAAGGUAUACAUUGUGGGAAAGAAAGAAAGAUACCCAGAGCAUCAUUCGAUUCACAGGGAGUAGGUAAAUUAGCCAGAGCUGCAGGUGUCGGUACGUUGCUUAAAACCCAUACAGAUGCAAUUGUAACGCAGCAAUUAGUAAAAGAUAAAAUGCGAUCUACAACCCAAAAUCCUAGUAGCUUUUCACCAGUUCAUCAAGAACAGAAGAAAACCCUUCUAGUACAGUCACCGCCAUCAGGAUUUUUUGUACCUUUGCACCUUGCUAACCAGCCCGGACUACAGGUUGUUUCAGGAACAUCUCUUCCAUCCACCAGUUCAUCAGAUGGUCAUUUGACUAAGGGUGUACCUGCAUCUUUUGUUUUAAAUAAAGGACCUGGAAUGAUUUUGACUUUUAGUGGGGCAAUUGGAACAGUUGCAAAUGUCCCUAGUGAUAGUUCUCAGGUUUUAGGGAGAGUUGCAUCCAGAGAAUAUGGUAAAAUAACCGUACCAGCUUCAAAAAUAGAUGUGAAAAAUGACAAAAGUAGAAGAAGUUCCAGUAGUAGGAGAGCAUGUAGUACAGCAAACGACUCAUCAAAUAGCAUGCCAUUCAAAGGACCUCUUGUAAUUACAAACUCAUCUGAGUCAUCUAUGAAAGGAAUUUCUUCUGUGAAAGUGUUAACAGAGCAUCAAGAUGCUGUUUUUGGUUCCUUGGAGUCAGUAAAAGAACAGGAAGUUCAACAGAAACAACAUGUUUAUGCGCUUUUGCCUGAUGGACAGCAGGCAGUUUUCCUGAAAUGUAUGACACCAAACAAGCCUGCAGUACAUAAACAUAGUGUUUUUCAGGAUAAUGCUUACUAUCAAAGUUGUCAACCAAAGAAAACUGGAGCCAUGCAACAAAAGCUUUUGGUGAAAAUUAAGACUUCUACUUCGGAGUCACUGGCUGAUGCAAAUCGGUCAGUAAGCAGCUCAGUGCCCUCACUACAGUUGGACAACAUGCAGUCCCUUACUCCUGCACUAGCACAGAAACAAGCUAAUCUUACUUGUAGCGAUGCCUUAAUCUUACCAGGUAGAUUAAUGCCAGCAAAUGCCUCUGUGGCAAGCUCUAAUCCAGCAUGUUGUAUUCCUCCUAUAGAACCUGUACGUUCUGCCAAACCUGCAGGGACACGGUUGCAAAAAGGUUCUGCCGAGAGUACGCAAGUAAUAACAGCUAACAACAGGAAUAGCUUUGGUAGUCAGAAGUCCACAUGGAGCACCAGAAACAGAAUUUCAAAAGUAAAACCUCGUUUAAAACAAACUGCGCCUAAAAGUUCAGAAACCGUGGUUUUGCAAAGAAACAAGAAUUUCAAACGAAAAAGAAAGGAUAAUUACUCAGAACCUCCAAGAAAGAAAGUAACGUUGCACAGAAAGUGUAAGGAAAAGAAUCAAACUGGAGUUGUUAGUGAAUCAGGUGGCCCUUACAAACCAAGGGCAUCAAAAGAAACUGUAAGGACUUUGAAACUACUUCCUUUUAAUUCUAAACAGCUUGUGAAAUGCCCUCGGAGAAAUCAACCAGUUGUUGUACUUAAUCACCCUGAUGCUGAUGUUCCAGAAGUUGUAAACGUAAUGAAAACCAUUGCUAAAUUUAAAGGACAUGUUCUUAAGGUUUCAUUGUCGAAAAGAACUAUUGAAGCUCUUCUGGAGCCAGCUUUCUGCAAUUCUUUGGACCUAACUACUGAUGAUCUUUCUCAAAAGAGGCACAGGACAAUAAAACCUAUUAGCCCUGUAAAAGAAAGAUUUGUGUUAAAAUUGACACUGAAAAAGACUAGCAAAAACAAUUAUCAGAUUGUGAAAACUACCUCUGAUAACACCUUGAAAGCUAAGUUUAGCUGCUGGUUUUGCGGUAGAAUAUUUGACAAUCAGGAUAAUUGGGUAGGACAUGGACAGAGGCAUCUGAUGGAGGCUACUCGAGAUUGGAAUUCGCUAAUGUAAUGAUGACCAGUGAAGAAGAAAAAUCUUAAGUACCAUGCAGUAUGCCUUUUAAAAAGAGAAUCUAGUUGAAUUAUGAUACACAAGUCAUUUUGUUUUGUAUUUCAGUAUUGUAACUGAAAUUUAAAUAUAAUGCAAAAUGGUUGUAUUUUAAAAGGAGGAAAAGAUUCUCUGGUGGCAUCAAGCUUUGAGAUACAUCAAGGAGCUUUGUGGUUUAGAUAACUUGUGACUAAUUGAAAAUACAAUUCCAUAAAAAUAUAUAUUAUUUUUUGUUACUACUAUCAUGUCCUAUAUUUUUAUUCUAUAGAAUCAGUCUUCAGGGCUUUUGUUCUGUACAUAUUUAAGAAACCUAAACAUGUAAAUAUUUUUAUACUUUUCAGUUAUUUGGUAUAAUUUUUGCACAGAAGUUAUUGCCCCCCCCUUAUUUUUCAGUUCUGUGCAUGCACUACUAAAAACCAAUUUUUAAAUUUUUUUUCAACUACACACAGCUGUUAUCCUGGGAUUUUUUUUCACUUGUUAGCUCUUGAUUUUGUUUUUCAGGGAUUGAACACUAUUGUUAGCAAGUGCCUAAAAGAUGUGAAGCAGUUUACAUUAUGUCAACUGUGUAACCAUAGGUCCAAAUAGGGCCAUUUCCCCAACAGUUUCAUUUAAAAAAAGCCAUAUGUGAAUGCUUUAAGCUAUAUUGCUAUGCACAUGACACUUGUACUAUUUCUGUGCAGUUUGUCUACUUUCUUAGUGAAGUAUUUUUCAUAUAAAUUAAUAAAACAUGUUACGAUUGUGUUUAAUACAGUGAGCCUGAGAAUGGAAUCAGUUGAAAAUAUACAGUAUAUAUAUUCAUAAUGUAUAUGGUGUUUAAGAAUGGUGAACAUUCCUAAUCUGUAUUGACUCUGUUACUAUUAAAUUUGAUAUAACUUGUGUUUACAGAA